AUGAUAUCUAAAAUAGAAGGCAUCUCAGGAGAAACGCUGCGCUGUGGGUCAGUGCGUGUACGCGAUCAUAAAUUAUAUACUGGUCCCCCAGCUAUGAGACUUCCAGUAACGUUAAAAAGAGUUUUUGAAACUGCUAGGACCAAUGGUGGAACACCUGUCAAGAUUGACCAAGUAUCAGGCUGGGUUAAAAACGUUCGUCCUUUAAAGACAAUCACAUUCGUUGAAAUUCAGGAUGGAACUACUUUGCAAGAUCUAACAGUUGUGUUGAAACAAGGCGCUCCAUCUUUCAAACCAUCUUUGGGCCAAUCUGUCACCGUUUUGCAUCCGGAGAUCGUUCAACGGAAGAAUCAACAAUUCGAAACCUUGUGUAUGCCGGAAAACUUAAAGCUGAUUGGACCUACAGUAGAGUAUCCGGUCCAAAACAAACAGACUUCAUUACCGACACUAAGAAAAUUACCUGAGUUCAAACAUCGUACCACUUAUUUAUCUAACCUUUUAAGAUUUCGUCAUAAGGUAGAGUCACAAUUGACAAAGACGUUAGAUGGGUUAGAUUUUACGAUGGUGAGACCACCAAUUUUAACGUCAAUUGACUGUGAGGGUGCUGGAGAAAUGUUUAACUUGAAACAAGACCAUUGGGACGAAAUAGUGAACCUUACAGUCUCUUCGCAGUUACAUUUAGAAGUGCUUAUGAUGGGGCUUGGAAGAGUGUAUUGUUUGCAACCUUGUUUUCGUGCUGAGAAGAGUGAUACAAACAGACAUCUUUGUGAAUUCUGGAUGUUAGAAGUGGAAGCAUCGUUCGUUGAUAAAAAUGAGUCUCUCAUGGACCUUGUUGAACUUAUGGUGAAAAGCGUUGUCUUAUCAUUAUCCGAAACAAAAGAUCUUCCCAAAUAUUUCCCAGUCGGAUGUAAUAUCGAUAUCACCAGCAGAUGGGCGAAAUUACUACAAGAUUGGAAAAGAAUCACUUAUACUGAUGCAGUAGAAGCAUUGCUAUCGAGUGGUGUGAAAUUCGAACAUGAUUUAGCAUGGGGCAAAGAUUUAAACAGUGAACAUGAAAGAUGGCUCUGUGAUCAUUUUGGCGGUCCUGUUUUCGUGACCAAUUACCCUCGCGAUUGCAAAGCAUUUUACAUGAAAUUAAGGCCUGACGGUACUACUGUUGAAUGUUUCGAUCUCUUGUUCCCAGAGAUUGGAGAGAUCGUAGGAGGAAGUGUCAGGGAAGAUGAUUAUGACACUUUAAAGCAAGAAAUUGAAAGAAGAGAUAUGGCAUCAAAUCAACUCGAUUGGUACUUAAACCUACGAAAAGAGGGUACAGUACCUCAUGGUGGAUUUGGAAUUGGUAUCGAACGGUUAGUAUCUUACUUAUACGGAAAUCCAAACAUCCGGGACAGCAUUCCAUUCCAUAGAACUGCCGGCCAAAUUGAUUUAUAG
Molecule: messenger RNA, 1425 nt
Organism: Kluyveromyces lactis
Lineage: Eukaryota; Fungi; Ascomycota; Saccharomycetes; Saccharomycetales; Saccharomycetaceae
Gene: SLM5
Product: asparagine--tRNA ligase SLM5
Exons: 1
Coding region: 1-1425 (474 amino acids)
Biological process (GO): asparaginyl-tRNA aminoacylation
Cellular component (GO): mitochondrion
Molecular function (GO): asparagine-tRNA ligase activity; ATP binding
Source: RefSeq, a predicted model, not a curated record